AUGAACUCAGCCUACUGUCUUAUUUCCAGCGGGGACUUGCAUUUCUUGCCUUGUCCAACGGAUACAGAUGCAGUGAACUCCCAACCUCCAACUGCUCGCUUGGCUGACAGCUACAGCGACUUCUUGAACAACAGAUCCAUGAUAUCCUUGACAAACGACAAGUUUCUUCAGACUCCGGGUCUGAAACCCGGGUUGGCUUCCGCUAUCUCAGCCGAGAAUUCAAGCAGCGAUUCGUUGUCUUCAUUUGGGUAUCCUAGCGAGGUCAAUCUCCACCAGACCAUUUCAGAGAGACAAAUUUCAGCACCAACCUAUCCUAUUAUUAGAGGAACUCCAGCCGAGUCUCAUGUCGACCCCAAAUUGGAGAACCUCUUAUCGCAUUACUCCACACAUUCAAUGCUUCUCCCCGAGGAAUUUGUUGCACCCUCUAAUCUGGGUUCUCCGGCUGAGCAGCAGGCGGUCAUCACUGAGUUACUUUUCAAGGUGUUUCCUCAUUGGAGGAGUUCGAGCACCAGCACCAUAGAAAUAAAACAGCUCACCGGUGGAAUUACGAACAUGCUGUUGUCGUGCAAGAGGACAACUCUUGGUUCUCGAAAGCCUGAAAUUGUUUUAGUGAGGACGUAUGGCAGAGGUACGGACUUGAUCAUUGAUAGAGAUCGCGAGUUCGUUUCACAGCUGUUGCUAAACUCUUUGAGCCUGGCCCCUCCCAUAUAUGCCAAGUUUGGCAACGGUUUGGUCUAUGGAUACAUACCGGGACGAUCUCUUUUAUCUCAUGAAAUGUCUCACCCCUUACUGUACCCACUAAUUGCCCAGAGACUUGGCCAAUGGCAUUCUCUACUCAGCGAUUCUGAGAUCGAGGAGAGCAUCACAAAGCUGAAGCGUUUCAACACUAAACCGGGAGAUAAGAGAGAGAAUACCCCCAGAAAUAUCUGGGAUCUGAUGAGUUCGUGGAUUGACAUAGUCCCCGAGAACGACGGACUAUGUGGUGUUUGCAAGGACAAUAGGGACAUACAGGAGGCCCCUGAAGGGGCCUCCUUGAAACAGGUUUUGAGAAAAGAGAUGGAAUGGGUUUUGAGUGAAAUCGGUUCGAAAUCGCCGUUUGCUACGUGCCAUUGUGAUCUCUUAUCGGGCAAUAUCAUAAUAACACAAUCUCUUUCAAAAGCGUUGCAGGUUGGUUUACGAGAAGGCCUCUCUCAUCCUCCACAGAAAGAUGAUCUUACCUUUAUCGAUUAUGAGUACAUGAUGCCAGGACCAAGAGCUUUUGACAUAUCCAACCAUUUCAUGGAGUGGCAGGGAUUCGAGUGUGAAAAAUCGCGCAUCCCAGAGCCUACUCCACAAAACUCGUUACUGAGAAAAUGGUCCAAGGCUUACUUGUCUUCCAGUGGGUCAGAUGUCUCUUCUCAAGAAAUUGAUGCCCUCAUAGAAGAAAUAGCUCUAUUUUAUGGAAUGCCUGGGUUCUACUGGGGAAUCUGGGCUGGUAUUCAAAGCGAUAUUUCGUUGAUUGAUUUUGACUAUUCAGGAUACUCAUGCACGCGACUGGGGGAGUAUUGGGACUGGAAAAGGAAGUACCUGAAGAAAUAA
Kuraishia capsulata CBS 1993 is the source of this 1578-nucleotide messenger RNA. RefSeq lists its product as uncharacterized. The coding region runs from base 1 to 1578 and encodes 525 amino acids. Gene Ontology annotation, biological process: phosphatidylcholine biosynthetic process; phosphatidylethanolamine biosynthetic process. The record is from RefSeq and is a predicted model, not a curated record. Gene Ontology annotation, molecular function: choline kinase activity; ethanolamine kinase activity. The transcript has a single exon. Gene Ontology annotation, cellular component: cytoplasm. NCBI's taxonomy places the organism in Eukaryota, Fungi, Ascomycota, Pichiomycetes, Pichiales, Pichiaceae.